Lotus japonicus is the source of this 1693-nucleotide messenger RNA. RefSeq names its product probable protein phosphatase 2C 49. The transcript has 4 exons. The record is from RefSeq and is a predicted model, not a curated record. Gene Ontology annotation, biological process: protein dephosphorylation. Gene Ontology annotation, molecular function: protein serine/threonine phosphatase activity; cation binding. NCBI's taxonomy places the organism in Eukaryota, Viridiplantae, Streptophyta, Magnoliopsida, Fabales, Fabaceae. Bases 259 to 1449 code for a protein of 396 amino acids.
CACAAAUCAAAAUCAUUUCAGCCAUAGUAGAAACUGCGAGAAAAUUCCCAAGAAAAUUCGCAAGAAAACCCCACGAGAAAAGAAUCAAGAAUCAACAAGAACAACACACGUUGAAAAUCGAAUCUCUCCGGAAUCUGUAGAACGUUGGAUUUCAAUUUCAAUCAGUUAUUGCAAGAGAAGAAGAAGAAGAAGUUGAAGAAGAAGAAGAAGAAGAAGAAGAAGAAGAAGAAGAAGAAGAAGAAGAAGAAGCAGAGAAAAAUGGUGGCUGAAGCAGAAAUCGUGUGUCAACAGAACAUGGGUGUGUUGGAUGUGAAGUUUUUUCCGAAUAAAGGGAGCAAUAUUCACGAGAUCGGUGAUGCAGAUGCCAUCAUCUCACCUCCGAGUUUUGACCGAGUUCGUCCUUCUGAACCAGUCUCCGCUGAGUUACUCACUUCACAAGAUGAUGCUAAGACUGCAGAUGCAAUCUCUGAUGCUGCACUUGAAUCUGCGGUUCUGCAAUUUGUUCCCUGUAUCCGUUCUGGUAGUUUUGCUGACAUUGGGCCACGGAGAUACAUGGAAGAUGAACAUGUAAGGAUAGAUGAUUUGUCUUCACAUCUGGGAUCACUGUACAACUUUCCCAACCCUAGUGCCUUUUAUGGGGUGUUUGAUGGUCAUGGAGGACCUGAAGCAGCAGCUUAUAUCAGAAAAAAUGUUAUUAAGUUCUUCUUUGAGGAUGUCAGUUUUCCUCAGACUUCUGAAGUUGACAAGGUGUUUUUACAAGAGGUAGAAAAUUCCCUCAGAAAGGCAUUUCUUUUGGCUGACUCAGCUUUGGCUGAUGAUUGCAGUGUGAAUACUUCAUCAGGAACCACAGCCCUUACUGCUUUCAUAUUUGGAAGGCUCUUGAUGGUGGCCAAUGCUGGUGACUGCCGAGCAGUUCUCAGCCGCAAAGGAGAGGCCAUUGACAUGUCUGAAGAUCACAGGCCUAUUUAUCCAUCAGAGCGGAGGCGAGUUGAAGAUUUGGGAGGCUACAUAGAAGAUGGAUAUCUCAAUGGGGUUCUAUCAGUUACUAGAGCACUAGGAGACUGGGACAUGAAGCUACCAAAGGGUGCCCCCUCACCUUUGAUUGCAGAACCCGAGUUCCGGCAAAUGGUUCUAACAGAAGAUGAUGAAUUCCUCAUCAUAGGAUGCGACGGCAUCUGGGAUGUGAUGUCAAGCCAGCAUGCUGUUAGCCUUGUUCGCAAAGGCCUGAGGAGGCAUGAUGACCCAGAGAGGUGCGCGAGGGACCUGGUUAUGGAGGCACUGCGACUGAACACAUUUGACAACCUCACAGUGAUAAUUGUUUGCUUCUCUUCCCUUGACCACAGGGAAUCAGAGCCAUCCCCACCUCAACGGAAAUUGAGAUGCUGUAGUCUCUCUGCAGAGGCUCUUUGUAGCUUGAGAAGCUUGUUGGAAGGAGGUGCUAGCAACUGAGUCCGAGUGUAUAUACAGUUUACUUGGAAUAAUGUGUGCUGUUUUUGACUGCUCUAGUUUAGACAUUGGAAAAAGCAGCCAUCAUUUUUUUUUCACGUGGUCGGUUGAUGUACAUAGCCCAGAUUAGAGGAUGGUGGCGGUGUAGAUAUGUAUUGUUUUUGUAUUAUAGUCCAUUUUUCUUUCCAUUAUGACCGCCAUAUUCAUGUCACAUUCUUGUGUGUCAAUAAAAUUUUCUUUGGCAUAA